Molecule: messenger RNA, 1612 nt
Organism: Pectinophora gossypiella (pink bollworm)
Lineage: Eukaryota; Metazoa; Arthropoda; Insecta; Lepidoptera; Gelechiidae
Gene: alpha-PheRS
Product: phenylalanine--tRNA ligase alpha subunit
Exons: 6
Coding region: 86-1561 (491 amino acids)
Biological process (GO): phenylalanyl-tRNA aminoacylation
Cellular component (GO): cytosol; cytoplasm; phenylalanine-tRNA ligase complex
Molecular function (GO): phenylalanine-tRNA ligase activity; tRNA binding; ATP binding
Source: RefSeq, a predicted model, not a curated record
GAUAAGAAGUUUUAUGAAAAACUAGUGAUAGUGUUUCGUGGAGCUAACCUAUUUUCAAUCGUAUAAAAAUAAAUUAUUUAUUAAAAUGGAAUUAACCGAAAGGAUUUUGCAUUACUUAGACAAAACUGAUAAAGUGGAAACUUUAGUGCUGGCGAGAGAAUUCAAUGAAGACCAUCAGAAAAUAGUAGGGGCGGUGAAAAGUUUGGAGGCCCUGGACAUGGUAAUAUCGGAAGCCGUAAAAAGUACAAAAUGGGACCUUACGGAGGAAGGACAGUUGGUGGCAGAGAAGGGCAGCCAUGAAGCAGUGUUAUACAGGAGCGUGCCUGAUGCUGGGAUAACACAGGCCGAACUUAUGAAGUCUGGACCGAAUGCAAAAGUUGGCUUCAGUAAAGCAAUGUCAGCAGGAUGGAUCCAAAUAGAGAAAUCAGGGGGAGCACCUAUUGUCAAGAAGAAAGUUGACACCAUCACAGAUACUGUACAAGAUCACCUUAAUGAAAUAAAAAAAGGCAUAGACAACUUAACAACGAAUGUGCGUAAUGAUUACAAAAAACGGAAGUUGGUACAAGAAAUAACAAUCAAAAGCUUCAUCUUAACGAAAGGGCCACAAUUCUCCACGACAAUCAAGAAACUAGAAACCGAUUUAACAAGUGAAAUGUUGUUGACAGGGUCAUGGAAGACUUUGCAAUUCAAACCUUAUAACUUUGAUGCAUUAGGACAACCACCAGAGAGUGGUCACCUGCACCCACUUCUGAAAGUCCGUUCGGAGUUCAGGGAGAUCUUCUUAGAGAUGGGUUUCAAGGAGAUGCCAACAAAUUUGUAUGUGGAGAGCUCUUUCUGGAACUUCGAUGCUCUGUUCCAGCCGCAACAGCACCCAGCCCGGGAUGCACACGACACAUUCUUCGUUUCCUCUCCAGCUAGUAGUACGGAGUUCCCCAUGGAUUACCUAGAGAGAGUCAAGAAGGUUCACAGUGAAGGUGGUUACGGUUCUCUGGGUUACCGGUAUGACUGGAAGAUCGAAGAGGCGCAGAAGAACCUCCUGCGCACGCACACCACGGCCGUCAGCGCCCGCAUGCUGUACCACCUCGCGCAGCAGAAGGAGUUCACGCCGCAGAAGUAUUUCAGUAUAGACAAGGUGUUCCGCAACGAGACGCUGGACGCGACGCACCUGGCUGAGUUCCACCAGGUGGAGGGCGUGGUGGCGGGCCGCGGGCUGGCGCUGGCCGACCUCAUCAGCGUGCUGGACCAGUUCUUCCAGCGGCUCGGCUUCACGCGCCUGCAGUUCAAGCCGGCCUACAACCCCUACACGGAGCCUAGCAUGGAGAUCUUCGCUUAUCACACUGGUCUGGGCAAGUGGAUCGAGAUCGGCAACUCGGGACUGUUCCGUCCAGAGCUGCUGCUCCCCAUGGGCCUGCCCCCAGACGUGAACGUGAUCGCGUGGGGCCUCUCUCUGGAACGCCCCACCAUGAUCAAAUACGGUCUCAACAACAUACGCGACCUUGUAGGACCCAAAGUUGACCUGCAAAUGGUCGAAAACAACCCCAUUUGUAGGCUCGAUAAGUAAUUAAGUUCUUACUUUACAUAAUUUAUUGAAAUAUAUGCAGUUUGAAUUCAA